AUGCCUCGUGUUCAAAGAAAAGGACGUGUAAAUAAGAAACGUGGAAAGAAAGGAGGAAAGAAAGAUGCCAACAUUGAUGAACAAAAUGUAGUAGAAGGCACCGAACCUAUGGACAUUAUUGAUCAACCUACUACUGAGUCUUCCAUGACCUCCACCGAUCAACACUUCCAAGCUGCUCAUUUCGGUGAAGUCGACGAAGAAUUGCUUGGUUAUUUUAAAAAUGUGGAGCAAACAUUAGAAGAUCCUCAGUUUGAAACUGGAGAAGAUCAAAGAUUAUUUGUUGAAAAUGUAUAUAGUGAAGUCGAUGGCAAUGAAUUUCGCCUUGCCACCAACUAUUCUUGCUCCUUAAUUCUGGAAAAAUUAUUAAAGAUUUCUGAUUCAUUUCAAUUACGUGUAUUUAUGGAUAAAUUAACUGGCAAGACAGUUGAACUAUUCGUACAUCGCUUUGCAUCCCAUGUCUGUCAGACGCUUUUGACUUUGGCUGCUGAUGUAGUUGAACGUGAACAGAUAGAAGGCGCUGAAGAGCAAACAGAAAAUAAAGAAGAAGUGGGUGAACUUUUAUCGAUGGAGAAAUUAGUAUUAGAAUUAUGUGAGGAUAUCAAGCCUCAUAUUGGUGGUUUAAUUUCUCAACAAUUUGCUUCACACGUCAUUCGUGUCUUGCUCUUUGUUUUAGCUGGUAAACGUAUCGAUGAAGAAGGUGAUAUUAAAGGCAAAUUAAGAAGCAAAAAAUCGAUUCAAUAUAAGAAAGAAAAUAACGAUACUUUAACUAGAUCUACAACUAGUUUAAGUCCAACCAGAAAAGUGCCCGACUCUUUUAAGGCUAUGUUUAGAACACUUACUACAGAAUUAGCUAUUAAUAUGUCUGAAACUGAAGUUCGUUCAUUAUCUGUUCACAGAGUUGCAAAUCCAGUACUUCAGCUUUUAUUAGAGAUGCAAGAGAAUGAUAAAGAAGGAAUUAAAGCCAGAAACAUCCUUAUUGAUCGUAUUUUAUGGGGUAUUGUAACUGAUAUUGACUCGAAAGAAGAAAAUAAAGAUAGAGAUUCUUGGUUUGAAACUCUGGUUCGUGACUCUGUUGGUUCUCAUUUAUUAGAAGUUAUCUUUCAAGUAGCCCCUGAUGCUGUCUAUAGAAAGAUUUACAAGACUUAUAUUAAGGGUAAACUUGAAAAAUUCUGUAUGCAUCCUAUUGCCAACUUUGUUAUGCAAAAUCUCAUUACCAACGUUAGAAAGCCAAAACAAUUAAAUCAAAUGAUAGAUGAAUUGAAAAACUCAUUUGAAAAACUUGUUAAACUUGGCAAAUAUGGUGUUAUUCGAAGUUUAGUUGAUGCGUCUGUAAAGAUGGAAAGUUCACAGAAGCAGGUUGUAGAAGCAAUUGCAGUUGGUUUGCAUUUGCCAGAAGGAUCUCCAGACCGUAAUAAGGAAUUUGUAAAUUGUGUUAUGCGUAUGUGGACAAUUGAACAAUGGAAUGAAGCCAGUGAUGGCGAAAAAUCCGAUUUAUAUAAAUUUCAUUUACAAGGUUCGUUGAUCGUUCAAGGUAUUAUGAAAAUGUCUGAACCCGGUGUUACAGAGAUUGUGACAAAUAGUUUCUUAUCACAAAGACUUGAUACAAUCCACCGAUGGUGUUUCUCUCCUGCAGGCUCUAGAGCUUUUGAAUCCAUUGUGGCGUCACCUCAUGUAAAUCAAAAGAUCAAAAAGAAGAUUAUGCGUGAUCUAUCAGGAAAAUAUACAGCACUUGCUAAAGAUAAAUUUGGCAGUCAUAUUUUAGAUAAAUGCUGGCUUGUGGCAGAUAUUGACUCAAAGGAAAAGAUUGCUGCAGAGUUAGUGAAGCAUGAACAUGAGUUAGCUAGUCAUCAUAUUGGUAGAGGUAUACUUUGGACUUGUAAGAUUGAUCAAUAUAAGAGAAGACAUAAUGAUUGGGUAGAACGAGAGAAGGGUGCUGAGCGUAAGCGUGAAAUGUUCAAAGAUAUUCUUGGUGAAACACUUGUCGAAAAGAAGCGUAAAUUAGCAUAA
Molecule: messenger RNA, 2007 nt
Organism: Cokeromyces recurvatus
Lineage: Eukaryota; Fungi; Mucoromycota; Mucoromycetes; Mucorales; Mucoraceae
Product: armadillo-type protein
Exons: 4
Coding region: 1-2007 (668 amino acids)
Biological process (GO): endonucleolytic cleavage in ITS1 to separate SSU-rRNA from 5.8S rRNA and LSU-rRNA from tricistronic rRNA transcript (SSU-rRNA, 5.8S rRNA, LSU-rRNA); endonucleolytic cleavage in 5'-ETS of tricistronic rRNA transcript (SSU-rRNA, 5.8S rRNA, LSU-rRNA); ribosomal small subunit export from nucleus
Cellular component (GO): nucleolus; preribosome, small subunit precursor; 90S preribosome
Molecular function (GO): RNA binding
Source: RefSeq, a predicted model, not a curated record